UCUCUGUCUCUCUCUCCCCCUCUCUCUCGCUCUGUCUCUCUCUCCCUCUCUGUCUGUCUCUCUCUCUCUUCUCUGAACUGGUCUGUUGGCAUGCGACUAGAGUGACGGAGAGAGACCAGUUUAAAGAAUGUCGUCCGCCCGGUCCCGCCUUCACACGGCUCCUCUGAUUGGCUGCCAGUCCCACCCCUGAUUGGUGUUGAGCUUCCAGUCCAAAAUUAAGAAGGUGAAGACUGGAGCAGUCCGUCUGUCCACCUGCCUGUCUGUCCACCUGCCUGUCGACCCGUCGUCUGUCUGACCUGUUUGUUGGAGUGGGUUAGGACCUGGAGUCAUGGGCCAGCUGCUGACCCGGUCCGCCCCCAUACACCCCCCCCAGGUGGUCUUGGUGGGUCUGGACUCUUCAGGGAAGUCGACUCUAUUGACCCGCCUCCUCACAGGAGAGCUGAUGGAGACGUCCCCCACGGUGGGCUUCAACGUGGGGACGCUGGAGCUGGACCAGAAGGACGCCAUGACCCUCUGGGACCUGGGGGGCAGCCCUAUGAGGACCCACUGGAGGCAGUACCUGGACGGCUGCAGGGCGCUGGUCUUCGUGGUGGACAGCAGCGACCCCGGCCGCAUGCCAGAGGCGCGGGCGGCCUUGAGACGGCUGCUGUCUGAGGAGCAGCUCAACGGCGUCCCUCUGAUGGUGCUGGCCAACAAGAAGGACCUGGACGGCACGCUGACCAUCCGAGAGGUGUCCCGGUGUCUAGAGCUGGACUCGUACCUGGACCGGAGCUGGGAGAUCCAGAGCUGCAGCGGGCGGCAGGGGCUCGGGCUCCAACAGGCGUUCAUCUCUGUGGCCAGGCUCAUCAAGAAGAGCUAGGAGAAGGAGGAGAGGAGAGGAGGAGGAGGAGGAGGAGGAGAGGAGAGGGGGAGGAGGAGGAUGAGGAGAGGGGAGGAGGAGGUGAGGAGAGGAGAGGAGGAGGAGAGGAGAGGAGGAGGAGGAGGAGUAGAGGAGAGGAGGAGAAAAGAGGAGAAGGUGGAGGAGGAGAGAGAAGGAGCAGGAGGAGAGAGGAGGUUCCAGGUGUGAAGAGGAGGCAGACAUUGAUGUGACGUAUUCUUGGGUCUGUUUGUAUAUAUCUGAUUCCUGAUUUGACAACCAAAAUAAAGGACAUCCUGUCUUCUG
This is a messenger RNA of Gadus morhua (Atlantic cod), 1162 nucleotides long. It is a transcript of the gene arl11, whose product is annotated as ADP-ribosylation factor-like 11. The record is from RefSeq and is a predicted model, not a curated record. Gene Ontology annotation, molecular function: GTPase activity; GTP binding. Lineage: Eukaryota; Metazoa; Chordata; Actinopteri; Gadiformes; Gadidae.